AUGCACACAAGACGUGUAAGCAUUGAGGCCGGCAUAGAUAUGUUCAUUCCGGUCGACGAUGAUUCAACCCAAAAUGUUUUCCGGUUGCCUGAAAAGCUAGCGUUACCGACUUUGAUAGACCGCGGAGUUUCGCCUUGCCACUGCGCGCUUAUGCCUCCAGGACAAGUUUCGCCAUCAGAAUCAGAAGGGUCAGGCGAUCUUCGAGAAGCAUUCUCGAAUUCCGCAGCGUCAGGGAUGGCAGGUUUCGACAUGCUAGCGAUGCUGUGCCGUGUGCUGUGUGGCAUGCUGCGUGUGGAGACCAAGGAGAGCGAGGGAUUUUUGGCAGUGCGAGAUUGUGGGGACACUGUAGCAUGA
Messenger RNA from Histoplasma capsulatum G186AR, 354 nucleotides. RefSeq lists its product as uncharacterized. The transcript has 4 exons. The record is from RefSeq and is a predicted model, not a curated record. NCBI's taxonomy places the organism in Eukaryota, Fungi, Ascomycota, Eurotiomycetes, Onygenales, Ajellomycetaceae. The coding region runs from base 1 to 354 and encodes 117 amino acids.